GAUGAUAUACAAUCCAUAGGUUCUUAUUAAGGUGGAUAAACACCUAUAUUCUAUUCACCAAAUAAAUAGAGUUUAAUCUAAAAACAAAAACAAUCCUCUAAUCCUAAAAGUCCAGAAAAAAGAAUAAGUAGACACAUCAGGAAUUACACUUUCUAAAUUGAUGAUGCUACUGAACAAUAACUUUAAAACAAUGAGCAACAAGUUCAAAGUUCUCCUUAAUUUAAAAAUUAAGAAGAAUAAUUAAUUCUUAGACAUAGAAGAAGAAGAAUUACUCAUAGAACAAAAAGUGCUUUGA
Paramecium primaurelia is the source of this 295-nucleotide messenger RNA. NCBI's taxonomy places the organism in Eukaryota, Ciliophora, Oligohymenophorea, Peniculida, Parameciidae. The record is from the annotation of a GenBank genome assembly.